Messenger RNA from Mycena citricolor, 2269 nucleotides. NCBI's taxonomy places the organism in Eukaryota, Fungi, Basidiomycota, Agaricomycetes, Agaricales, Mycenaceae. The record is from the annotation of a GenBank genome assembly.
GCAAGAUCUUGUACAUAACGGUUUUAAUUUUCGUGUGGCGGACUCAAUUAACACCGGGGACCUACUCGGAGAAACACGAACUGACAACGGGCGAACUUCGGUGACUCUGGGACGUGGGCGAUGGACCCAUCUGAUGGUGGUGGAGAUUUGUUACAUUUAUUUCCCCGGGUUCGGCGAUGCGGGGAAAAGAGUGGGGAACUGAACAAACAGAGUCUUCUUGUUCCCCAGUCAUUUUGUCGGCGUUUCUCCUGAUUUAGACCAGGAAGAUCCGGACGGGGAUUCGAAGCCUAGGCUGGACGGAGAGCAGGAUGGCAACAGAAUGGCAUUGGCACGCGUCGGCUGACCUGCCCUGCGUGGGCAUCACUUUUGCACCCUGAAGUAGCGCACUUAGCCGGCGGGGUACCUUUGGAAAAACCCAAUGAGGAAACUGGCGCGAUCCCAAUCACGGUUCUCUCGGUUCCUUCCCUCAACAUGGUUGGACCUGCUGCGACUUCAUCCACUGGCGCCCACGCGUAUGCUCAUCUCAUCGACCCCAGCAGGACGUGGCGCAGCAACCGCCGGCUCAUCGUUCUCAAUGCCUGGCUCGUCCUUCUCCUUAUCACAUCCUCGACCAACGGAUACGAUGGGAGCAUGAUGAACGGGCUCCAGACGCUGCCCCAGUGGAGAGACUACUUCAACAACCCGACCAAGGGAAAGCUCGGUUUGCUGAACGCCAUCCAAAACAUCGGUUCUUUGGCUGCGUACCCGUUCGCCCCUUAUUUGACUGACGGCAUCGGACGUCGCCGGACGGUCUUCAUUGGUGCGGUCAUCAUGUGUAUCGCGACAGCGGUCCAGACUGCGUCGCAGUCGGUCGGCAUGUUCAUCGGAGCUCGAUUCAUGAUCGGCUUCGGAGUUACGAUCGCGGUCAACUCGGCCCCGCUGCUGGUUUCUGAGCUGUCUUACCCGCCUUACCGCGCCCAGCUCACGUCGGUGUACAACUCGCUCUGGUACACCGGCGCGAUCGUUGCGGCGUGGUCAACAUUCGGAACGUUCAAGAUGACACACAGCACCUGGUCGUGGCGAAUCCCUUCCGUGCUCCAGGCUCUCCCGUCGGUCCUGCAGGUCGCGCUUGUGCUCUUUGCACCCGAGUCCCCACGUUGGCUGAUGAGCAAGGGCCGCGAAGCGGAGGCUCUGGACACGCUCGCGUAUUAUCACGCUGACGGCAAUCAAGCAGACCCCCUGGUCAAGUACGAAUUCGAAGAGAUCAAGGCCGCACUGGAGUUCGAUCGGACGGUCGCUGCGAACAUCGGCUGGAAGUCGUUCUUCGCGAGCCCCGGCAACCGCAAGCGUGUCCGGAUCAUCGUCGCGAUCGCCUUCUUCUCGCAAUGGUCCGGCAACGGUCUCGUCUCGUACUACCUCACCAAGGUGCUUGACACAGUCGGCAUCACCGACCCGACGAUCCAGCUGCUCAUCAACGGAGUGCUGCAAAUCUGGAACUUGGGAUGCGCAUUGUCGGCUUCGUGGGCGGUGGAGCGGCUGGGUCGUCGGCUGAUGUUCUUGACGAGUGUGCUCGGGAUGCUGCUGUUCUUCACGCUGCAGACGAUCUGCACGGCUCGCUUCCAGAUCGCGCACACCAAGGGCGCCGGAAACGCGGUGAUUGCGUUCAUCUUCCUGUACUAUGCCGCAUACGACAUCGCCUUCACGCCUCUCAUUGUCACAUACACGCUUGAGAUUCUGCCCUCGCCCAUCCGCGCCAAGGGCUACAACAUCUUCAACUUCACGAUUUCGCUCGCGCUGAUCUUCAACCAAUAUGUCAACCCGAUCGCCAUGGACAGCAUCGACUGGAAGUACUACAUCGUGUACUGCGUGUGGUUGGUCGUCGAGGCCGUCUUCCUCUACUUCUACCUCAUCGAGACCAAGAGCCGGACCCUCGAGGAGACCGCGGCGAUCUUCGACGGCGCGGAGGACAAGAUCAUCGGGGCGGGCGAGCAGCACAUCGACGACAAGAUGGUGGACGAGAAGGUGUCGACCUCCUCCCAAGUCUGAUUUGACGAUAGGCCGAAUCAACUCAAUGUCAUCUCAUGAUAUCCCACUUUACGACUUCUGGGUUCCGUUCCUCUAAUUGCACGGCGGCUACGUCUCUAGUUUUUGGGUUAGUUUGGUUGGCGCGCAUAUGUAUUUUUACGACUAGGUACCACUCAAAAACGAUAUUUUUUGGCGUCAGAAAUUUCCCUGGGAAUGCCAAGGCGCGGGCGUGAGUGAAUUUCCGGCCGUGCCGGAUCCACUUGUG